Molecule: messenger RNA, 808 nt
Organism: Trichoderma harzianum CBS 226.95
Lineage: Eukaryota; Fungi; Ascomycota; Sordariomycetes; Hypocreales; Hypocreaceae
Exons: 1
Source: RefSeq, a predicted model, not a curated record
GCGUCUUCUAUCCCCUUUUUCAUUCAUUUCAUUUCAGGACUGCCCAAAAAUCCCGAUCAAGUAAAAAACACGCAAAAACCUCGUAUUUGGCUCACUAUCUCGUGUUCUCACGCUCCCAAAAUAAAGAAAAAUAGACGCCAGUCUCGUUACCAUCACCACAUCUUUCACGCUUUCCCCAAACAGUCUAAUUAUAAACACGAGAAAAAUGGUCGUUCUAUUCCAAUAGUCUCUCUAUGUCUCUUCCCCCAUCCACUCAUAUCAUGCCGCAUAGAAACAACAUCGUCGAAUAUUGGGAGGGCAGGCUACCUAACUCGGCAACCUGACAAAGACCAUUCACCCGUCCCCAGCCAAACAGAGAAAUGCUACAAAAAAACAACUCAAUCAGAGAUGAACCACCCCAUGCAUACUUUUGUACAUUCGUACAUAAAUAGACCUGUUUGGGUCCCUCCUCUUCUUGGCCCCCCUGCCACCCAUUUCUCGUAUUCACAAGCGUCCACCCCAUGGGCUAGACCUAGAACGGGACGGAUAUCCGCCAUCGCCUAAUUCAUAGCCACCAAAGAGCAGUCGUCCUCGUCUCUUUUUUCUCUCUCUCAGGGCCCCCGUUUUGCCUCGUGGUACGAGUAACCAUUUCCAGCAUCCCCGUAUACAGACAGGUAUUGGCUCCCUCAUCCCAAGUCCAGUCCAGUUCAUCCCGUCUCUGCAGAGGAGGAGACGGACGUUCCCGUAAGCCAAAAUAGAAAACCGACUCGUGCCCGUUUCCCCAGGACCACACAGCCCAGCAGAGCCCAGCCCAGAGCCCAGCCCCCAU